Messenger RNA from Centropristis striata (black sea bass), 2311 nucleotides. RefSeq names its product solute carrier family 5 member 9 (gene slc5a9). The record is from RefSeq and is a predicted model, not a curated record. Gene Ontology annotation, biological process: transmembrane transport. The coding region runs from base 88 to 2055 and encodes 655 amino acids. Lineage: Eukaryota; Metazoa; Chordata; Actinopteri; Perciformes; Serranidae. The transcript has 14 exons. Gene Ontology annotation, molecular function: D-glucose:sodium symporter activity. Gene Ontology annotation, cellular component: plasma membrane.
UUACUGGCUAACUGUCACACAGAGUCAGAAGAAACCCCGGAGGACUGCCUACAAGAAGUGCACACCAUCUGAAAGAUUGGAAUCAACAUGUUUGCCAGUCUCGCUACAGGCAGCAGCUCCGCUGGGUUCACCACUGCACCACCUCCCAGCACAAGUGUCAGUGUGGAUGCUGCUGACAUUGCUGUGGUUGUCGUCUACUUUAUUUUUGUCAUGGCGGUUGGAAUCUGGGCAUCAGCACGAGCCAGUCGCAGUACUGUGAGCGGGUACUUUUUGGCUGGCCGUUCAAUGACUUGGUGGCCUAUUGGAGCCUCUCUGAUGUCCAGUAAUGUUGGCAGUGGUUUGUUUAUUGGUCUAGCAGGAACAGGGGCAGCUGGAGGCAUCGCUGUUGGGGGAUUUGAAUGGAAUGCAGCAUGGGUCCUGGUGGCUCUGGGUUGGAUCUUUAUCCCUGUCUAUAUCUCUGCUGAUGUGGUGACCAUGCCUGAAUACCUGGCAAAACGGUUUGGAGGCCAGAGGAUACGUAUAUACAUGUCUGUUUUGUCACUCAUCCUCUACAUCUUCACCAAAAUAUCUACAGAUAUAUUUUCAGGGGCAAUGUUUAUCCAGGUGGCGUUGGGCUGGGAUCUCUACCUGUCCACAGGCAUACUGCUACUGGUCACUGCUGCUUAUACUGUGGCGGGUGGUUUGGCAGCGGUGAUUUACACUGAUGCGCUUCAGACUGUGAUCAUGGUUGGGGGAGCAUUUACACUAAUGUUCAUAGCAUUCUCCAAAGUUGGCUGGUAUGAGGGCCUUGAGGGCAGUUACAUGUCAGCUGUUCCAUCGGUGACGGUUGAAAACACCACCUGCCACCUGCCUCGUAGCGAUGCCUUCCACCUGUUCAGAGACCCUGUGUCAGGGGAUUUACCCUGGCCAGGCCUGGUGUUUGGGCUCACUGUACUGGCUACAUGGGUCUGGUGCACGGAUCAGGUUAUAGUCCAGAGAUCUCUGUCAGCCAAGUCUUUGUCUCAUGCCAAAGCGGGUAGUGUGUUAGGAGGCUACCUCAAAGUGCUGCCAAUGUUCUUCAUAGUCAUGCCAGGCAUGAUCAGCCGAACACUGUUCCCAGAUGAGGUAGGUUGUGUAGAUCCAGCAGUGUGUCAGAGUGUAUGUGGAGCAUCAGUUGGUUGCUCCAACAUCGCCUACCCUAAACUAGUGGUGGAGCUAAUGCCUGUAGGUCUUCGUGGUCUGAUGCUAGCAGUGAUGUUAGCUGCUCUGAUGUCAUCUUUGACCUCUAUUUUUAAUAGCAGCUCUACUCUGUUUACACUGGACCUCUACCACAGAGCCAGGCCUCAAGCUUCAGAGAGGGAGCUCAUGAUAGUUGGAAGGGUGUUUAUCCUGGUCUUGGUUUGUGUUAGUCUGCUGUGGAUUCCAGUCAUUCAAACAGCCAAUAGUGGACAGCUGUUUGAUUAUAUUCAGUCAGUCACCAGCUUUCUAGCUCCGCCAAUUACUGCUAUAUUCCUAAUGGCUAUCUUCUGGCCACGUGCCAACGAGCAGGGUGCAUUCUGGGGUCUGAUGAUCGGACUAGUGGUGGGACUGGUUCGUAUGGUUCUGGAGUUCUCCUACACAGCUCCGUCCUGUGGCCAGCCCGAUCACCGGCCUGCAGUUCUGGCUGAUGUUCACUACCUGUACUUUGCUCUCAUCCUAUUGGCUCUCACCUGCCUUGUUGUUGUCGCUGUCAGCUUGGCCACUGCUCCAAUACCUAAAGAACAUCUGUACAGGCUGACCUGGUGGUCCAGAUACAGCCAGGAGCCUCGGAUCGACCUCAUAGCUCCCCAGAUGACCUCUGACCUAUUGAACUCUGACCCCAGCCCGGACCCUGACCACCUGCCAGAAUCGUGGUGGCGGAGGACUGCUCUGUGGCUCUGUGGGCUGACUGGUCGAAGCUCUGCCUCUGUAUCUCCAGUGAUUGAAAACAGCGAACUGAACUCCCUGCAGGAGAAGCCCAUCUGGAGAAGAGUCUGCAAUGUGAACGCUCUGCUACUACUGGCUGUUAAUGUGUUUCUCUGGGGAUAUUUUGCCUAAAUUUUUGUUUUCAGUAUGGUAAGAUUGAUGUACUGGACUGGUAUUUGGUCCUUUUUUUGAUUAAAUUAAAUGCUUAGGCUGAACAGUCAGGUGCUGUACUGGAUCUGUCAUUUACGCCACAACAGACUGUUCAUUUAGAGGUGUCAUAAGAGGAGAGACAUACUGUAUUAUCAUAAUGAUUAUGGCACACAUUUAACCACUGAAGCUCCACCAUUUACCUAAAAUGUCACUUAUUAAACCAGGGAUGUGCAACUUA